AGUUCUUAACAGGGAUUGUGUGAACGCCGAGCGAGAGGCUGGACACGAGAGUGAUGGGAGCAGAAGACAGGAUCAGCAGCGGAAUCGAACACUGAGCCAGCGGAGCAGCCCGAGCCUCGUCUCACUCACUCACACUCACUCACACACACUCACACACACACUCACACUCAGAGGAGCAGAGGAUAUACAGCGCAGGAAGAGUCAACUUGUUUGCGCGUUCAUUUUUACGCACAGCUCCACUUGUGCAAGUGCACAACUUCGCAGUAGUUUUGACAGAAACACACUUUUUGUGUUAAUAGUAAAUGAGCAUCUAUCAUUAGUCAGUCACUGUUUGAACUCUCUGAGUCGGACCUGGCGUUGACCGGUGAUGGACACUGAUUUGGUAAAGAAUGCGUCCGCAGUGCGCGCGUGAUCUUCUCUGUCCUCUCUGACCGUGGAUUUCACUUCACAUUUCUUAACACAACCAGCGGGACUCUGCAGCAUCGACGGGAUCCUGCUCAUCAUUUACUGGAGUGGAUUUUUGUUUCAUUUGUAUCCAGGAUGCGAGCCAUCUCAUCCAGACACCGCUAUCUGCUACUGCACUUAUUUGCGAUGUGCUACUAUACUCAGGUAACCAAUCAGUCCCCGCCUAAUUUCACGCAGCAUGUAAGCGAGCAGAGUAAAGUGACGGACCGCAUGAGCCGCAGGUUGAUCCGGGUCUACCAGCUGUACAGUCGAACCAGCGGCAAACACGUCCAGGUCCUGCCCAACAAGAAGAUCAACGCCAUGGCCGAGGACGGAGACGUUCACGCUAAACUCAUCGUGGAAACGGACACAUUUGGGAGCCGAGUGCGCAUUAAGGGAGCUGAGACAGGCUUCUACAUCUGCAUGACCAAGAGGGGGAAGCUCAUCGGCAAGAAAAAUGGACAAAGUCAUGACUGCAUCUUCACCGAGAUCGUUCUGGAGAAUAACUACACAGCGUUAAGGAAUGCCCGCUUCGAGAGCUGGUACAUGGCCUUCACUCGCCGCGGGCGGCCACGGAAGGGCUCGCGGACACGCCAGCACCAACGUGAAGUCCAUUUCAUGAAGAGGUUGCCAAGGGGCCAGCAGCCCGCACACUCGAGCAGUCACCGGGCUUUUGACUUUAUCCACUACCCGUUCAGUCAAAGGACUAAACGUGCACGACACUCAUCGGAGCGCUAAGGAGGAGGAGGAAGAUAGAAAAUACAGAGGGAGGAGGGAAAAGUGACUGAAUUAGCAGCAGCCACACACUCCUCUGCUCUCUACAAAAACAUGGGGGGACAUUUUAUCCUGAGCAUUACUAUAUCCUAAUAUGAAGUUAAGGAAAAGGAAAGUUGUAUAUAAGAAAAAAUUAGAAAUCUAUUUUUGUACUCCAGACUUUUAGUUCUGACUUGUGUAAAAAAAAAAAAACAAAAAAAAAAAGGAAAAAAUCUUUGUGUUUAGAUCAUUACUUCUUUUCAGCUUUUUUUUCUUUGUUCAUACCAUUUUAACCAGUGGAGUCUCUCCUGCUGCGCAAUGGGACUCUAUGAUUGACUGCACUGCCCGGGAAUGCUGCGUUCACAGACACCGUCAGACACUGUAUUGGAAAUAAGAAGCAGCGCAGUGCUGAAGUUCAAGCCCAUAGAGCUUUCACAGCGUCUGAUGGAACAAUGUGGCAGCUACACAAACACAAACACAAGUUUCCACUUCUGACUAUAAUGUUGAUGUGUUCAAAUUCCCUCAAUACACCACUCCCCCUCGUUCACCUGUGUUCUUGUUGCCCCCUGAAUGUCUGUUUUUAUACAUAUAUAAAUAUAUAUUUUUUUGAGGAUGUAUAAAAUUAUUUUAAGGAUGGAAUAUUUAUUUAAACAUGUAAUAAAUGUAAAAUAGA
This is a messenger RNA of Solea solea (common sole), 1870 nucleotides long. It is a transcript of the gene fgf8a, whose product is annotated as fibroblast growth factor 8a. The transcript has 5 exons. Gene Ontology annotation, biological process: heart morphogenesis; limb morphogenesis; neuron differentiation. Gene Ontology annotation, molecular function: growth factor activity; type 2 fibroblast growth factor receptor binding; type 1 fibroblast growth factor receptor binding. Gene Ontology annotation, cellular component: cytoplasm. Bases 541 to 1182 code for a protein of 213 amino acids. The record is from RefSeq and is a predicted model, not a curated record. NCBI's taxonomy places the organism in Eukaryota, Metazoa, Chordata, Actinopteri, Pleuronectiformes, Soleidae.